Molecule: messenger RNA, 513 nt
Organism: Melampsora larici-populina 98AG31
Lineage: Eukaryota; Fungi; Basidiomycota; Pucciniomycetes; Pucciniales; Melampsoraceae
Exons: 4
Coding region: 1-513 (170 amino acids)
Source: RefSeq, a predicted model, not a curated record
AUGAUCAAUUUUAGCACUACUAUCUUACUUGCUGUGGCAUUAUACCUAUGUAUUUUAGUGCCUGAUGGCUUGCUCUCGCCUCUCAAUAGCAUUGUAUACCAACCUCAGGGGUUCAGCAUGAACGACGUUUGCGCCGACACAGUAGCUUGUGUGGUUUUGGAUUCUGAUUGGCCAUCUACAAAGACUUUUACUUGUCAAGAUCGUCAAGUUACGCCUGCUUCGAUUCAGUCAUCUCGUUUUUCGAUGAUGGGUGGCUCAGGUUUUAACGUUAGCGAUGCCGAUUGGCCAGUUUCAGCCUCACGAGGGUGUGCUAACUCGAAUGGAUUGAAGCGUUCAUAUUUUAAUGGAGAAUGGACAGUUUAUUAUUCAAUCCAAGCAAAAUGUGAUUGUACAGGCGCUGGUCGUAUUCCCGAUUGUGGUACCUUCAACGGUGGUUCAGCUACGGCUUGCAAUGUUGCCACAUUCAAGUUUUGUUCCUUGGAGAUGGGUGAAAUUCCUUGCCAAGCUGUUUGA